AAACUACAGAAAAAGUAUCAAUGGUGUCAUGUGACAUUCAAAAUGGCUACUUAUGAAUGGCAACCACUGCAGCGUAAUUAUGACUUAGAAUCUCAGAGAAAGUCAUUAGUUACUGAAGCAGCACUCUCACACCCUUUACAGAGCAUCACUGUUACAGAUGUGAAAGCAGAUAAAAGGGGAACCCAAGCUAAGAAAAAAGCAGAGGAUGUGAAGAAGUCUUCCAGUUUUAUUGAUCCCUUGAGUAGCCUAGGUCCCCUAGCUUCGUCUUUUGAAGGGUCAGAUCCAUUGUCUAAGAUAGCCUCACAAGGAAUUGACCAGGCUCCGCGUGGCACCAGAACAAAAUCAGAAGAUGGAUUGGAUGAAACAUUUGAACCGUGGUCAGCUAAAAAAGCUGGAAUCCUCACCAAAUAUACCACAUCUGAAAAAUUGUCCAUCACUACAAGUUUUCUAUCCUCUGCAGAUAAGGAGAAAAUGGUGAUAAAAAGUCAUGCAAGUACAACAGUAACUGAUAAAGUCCGGAACCGUUUGGAACAGCUGGAUGACUUCGAAGAGGGAUCAGUACAGGAGAUGCUGAAUCUAAGUCAACAGGAUUAUGUCAAACGUAUUGAAGAGCUGAACCAACAGCUGAUCACAGCCUGGGAGAAUGACCAGAGGGUCAAGGCUCUCAAAAUUGUAAUCCAGAGUGCCAAACUCCUGUCAGAUGUGUCUGUCAUCCAGUUCUAUCCCAGUAAAUUUGUGCUGGUCACAGAUAUCUUGGACACAUUUGGUAGACUUGUGUAUGAUCGUUUGAAGGAGAAAGCCGUUUAUAUUCCAGCUGGUAGUGGAGUAGCCAGAUCAUUACCAGAUAAUUUUACACCUGAUAUGGUGUCAGAAGGUGCCAAAGAAACCUGUCGCAAUUGGUUUUUCAAAAUUGCCUCAAUAAGAGAACUGAUUCCAAGGUUUUAUGUGGAAGUUGCCAUUUUAAAGUGCUACAGUUUUUUGAAUGUUGGAGAGUAUAACGAUGCUUUACAGAGACUAGCAGAUAUGAUCAGGGGGAUAGGUGAUCCCUUGGUGGCCAUAUAUGCCAGAUGUUAUUUGAGCAGGGUUGGUAUUUUGGUAGCCCCUCAAACCAGAGAUCACCUAAUGCCUUGUUUUGAUGACUUCCUAACAACUUACAGUCAAGUUCAUAGUGACACGGUACAGAACACUCUGGCCGUACAGAAGAUGGAGAUGCCUAGGUACCUCACCUUGUUCUCUCCAGCUCUGGACUGGCUUCUCCAGUGCCUGGCCAACAAAUCCUCAGAAAAAACUCUGAUGGAAGUACUCCAAAAAUCUAAGAAACAUUGUAAUAGUGCCUUGCUCCUGAAUUCCAUCAUUUCAGCAUUCAAACCUGAGUUUGUUGCUGUUAGAGCUGUGCAAUUUACUGACAUGAUCAAGGAGUGUGAAGAUACAGGAUUUCCAAAGCAUUACCUGUAUAGAACUCUGGGCCUCUGUCUUGUAAUGGCUGACCCACCAGAAGACCAGCAGCUCACUGUACUUAACGAAGUCUGGAAGACAGUUAUGAAACUAAAAAACCCAGCAGAUUAUAUUGGUUGUUCAGAGAUUUGGAUAGAGUAUGUUGUAAAACACUUUGGGAAGAAGGAAGUGAACAAAAUCCUAGCCGACAUAAUUAAACACAUGACUCCAGAUCGGGCGUUUGAGGACUUCUACCCCCAGCUACAGUCUGUGGUUACCAAAAUACUGGCACACAUACACGAUUUCUCUGUCCUCUUUUCCAUAGACAAAUUUUUACCUUUCAUUGACAUGUUUCAAAAAGAGUCAGUUAAAGUAGAAGUGUGCAAAAACAUCAUGGAAGUUUUUGUAAAGCAUCAGGUGGAACCAACGAAUGAUCCUGUGAUAAUCAACGCCACUAUGUUUGUUUGUAAAACCAUGCAUGACUCUGUGAAUGCUCUCACACUGGAUGAUGAGAGAAAAAUGAUAAGCAACCUGAUCGCUGGCUUUAUCCGUAAUAUUUCCUUUGGGAGAGAUUUUGAACAACAGCUGAGUUUUUAUGUGGAAUGUCGAUCAUCAUUUAGUAACCUUGAUCAAGUCUUGGUUCAACUUAUACAAAAUGUGAACGAUUUAUCAAUGGAAACAAGGAGAGUUGUCAAGGGAAACCACUCCAGAAAAACUGGAAACUUUGUCAGGGCUUGUGCUGCCUACUGUUUCAUCACCAUUCCCUCGAUCCAGUCCUCCGUGGCACAGCUACAACUAUACCUCCUGUCUGGGCAGUGUGCUCUCUUAAAUCAGUGCUACAGUCAAGCUGAUGCUUUCUUCAAGGCUUUCAUCUCUUUGAUCCCCGAGAUUCCCAAAACCUUGCAGGUAGAUGGUAAGACCAGAUCUACGGAGCCAAUACUGGUGGAGCACAUCUAUAACUUUUUGUCUACAUUACUCAUUGUUCCUGAUAAUCCAGAUGCAGGAGUACUGUACUUGUUGCGUGGUCUGCUAAACAUUCUACAGAACUACUUGUGGGAGACACAAACUGACUACAAGGUGCUGGUCUAUACCAGAGUGCUGGCUCUACUGUCCGCCAUGAGUCAGGACUCGUACCUAUAUCAUGCAGACAGAGUUGAUUCCAAUGAUUCUAUGUAUGGGUCGGACCCCAAAUUUUUGAAUGAAUUAAAAAGCAUGUGCAGUACACUGGUGGAAGAAGUUUUAAGCUAUCUCAAAACAUUAGCACAAUCUGAGUUGUACAAACGACAGUGUCUAGUUUCAUUGGAGUUAUUUCAGACCAUUGUGUGUCAUGGGGACAUCAGGGAGCCAAGUUUAUUUUCUCUGGCCACUAAACUUUGGGGACUAGCACAAAAACAUGGAGAAUUGGACACCAAAAUAAUGGUUCGCUGUUUAAAUGGUGUCAAGAGUAAAGCAGCAGCAUCUACCAUCAGAGAAUACACUGAGCUUGCAAGCAAACUUUCACUGGAAUCCAGAACAUAGUGCAAUUCUGUACAAAGAAAUUAAAAUGACA
This is a messenger RNA of Magallana angulata, 2983 nucleotides long. RefSeq names its product VPS35 endosomal protein-sorting factor-like. The record is from RefSeq and is a predicted model, not a curated record. NCBI's taxonomy places the organism in Eukaryota, Metazoa, Mollusca, Bivalvia, Ostreida, Ostreidae. Gene Ontology annotation, biological process: endocytic recycling. Bases 43 to 2952 code for a protein of 969 amino acids. Gene Ontology annotation, cellular component: endosome. The transcript has 25 exons.